Molecule: messenger RNA, 2355 nt
Organism: Xyrauchen texanus (razorback sucker)
Lineage: Eukaryota; Metazoa; Chordata; Actinopteri; Cypriniformes; Catostomidae
Product: src substrate cortactin-like
Exons: 15
Coding region: 133-1542 (469 amino acids)
Biological process (GO): regulation of actin filament polymerization
Cellular component (GO): cortical actin cytoskeleton; actin filament; site of polarized growth
Molecular function (GO): actin filament binding
Source: RefSeq, a predicted model, not a curated record
GGAGCAGGAAGUGGGAAGUCUGCGGGAAGGAAAUCAGACUACUUUUCUCUUUAAAACGAUUGUAAGGAUUUUCGCUCUGUACUCGUUAUUUACUUCAAAAUAUUUGCUUUAAGGAGGACAUCUCAGUAAGCCAUGUGGAAAGCAGCCGUUGGUCAGUCUGUCUCUGUUGCAGUCGAUGAUGGAGGAGAUGACUGGGAGACUGACCCUGAUUUUGAGAAUGACGUGUCAGAAAAGGAGCAGCGAUGGGGUGCCAAGACUGUGGCUGGCUCUGGACAUCAGGAACACAUAAAUAUUCAUAAGCUGCGUGAGAAGGUGUCAUGUGAACACAGUGACCUGAAGCAGAAAGAGCUGGACAACAUGCCCAAAGCAUCUCAUGGAUAUGGAGGAAAAUUUGGACUGCAGCAGGAUCGCAUGGAUAAGUCUGCUGUGGGUCAUGAGUAUCAGAGUAAAUUGUCUAAGCAUUGCUCUCAGACCGACACAUCGAAGGGGUUUGGAGGGAAAUUUGGAGUGGAAGCUGAUCGUGUUGACCAGUCUGCUGUGGGCUUCGAGUAUGCUGGAAAAACAGAAAAACAUGCCUCGCAAAAAGACUACGCCACUGGGUUUGGUGGCCGCUACGGCGUGCAGGCAGAUCGCGUGGAUCAGAGCGCUGUUGGCUUUGAUUACCUGGGUAAAACUGAAAAACACGAGUCGCAGAAAGAUUAUGCCAAGGGGUUUGGCGGCAAGUUUGGUGUGGAGACUGAUAAAGUUGACAAGAGUGCUGUGGGAUUUGAGUAUCAGGGCAAGACUGAAAAACAUGAGUCACAGAAAGAUUAUGUCAAGGGAUUUGGGGGGAAGUUUGGCGUUCAGACGGAUCGUCAGGAUAAAUCUGCAUUAGGGUGGGACCACCAGGAGAAACUGCAGCUGCAUGAAUCACAGAAAGAUUAUUCUAAAGGAUUUGGAGGGAAAUAUGGUGUGCAGAAGGACCGAAUGGACAUGAGCGCCAGCACGUUUGAGGAGGUGGAGAAACCAAGUGCUGCAUAUCAGAAGACCAAACCCGUUGAAGCAGCUGGCAGCAAUGCUGGCAACUUUAAGGCUCUGUUUGAGAAUAUUGCAAAACAGAAAGAGGAGGAUGAUAAAAAGAAAGCAGAGGAGGAGCGUGCUAGACGACAGACCAAGGAGAAUAAGGAGCAGGAGGAGGCACGCAGAAGGCAGAAGACGGAAUCUGCAAGUGAGAACGUGGAGAACGGUGCUAAUGUGGAUGUGGGGAAACCUGCUGCAGCAGAAUUCACAUAUGAAGAACCGCUUCAGGAAGACUUGUACCAGAACCCUGAGCCGGACAGUCAGUACCAGAACUCUGGUGAUCAGUCAUAUGAGCAUGGAGAGGAUCUGGGUGUGACCGCUGUAGCUCUGUACGAUUAUCAAGCUGCGGGUGAUGACGAGAUUUCCUUUGAUCCUGAUGACAUCAUCACCAACAUUGAGAUGAUCGACGAGGGCUGGUGGAGGGGGGUGUGUCGUGGUGCGUACGGACUCUUCCCUGCCAAUUAUGUUGAAGUUCGGCAAUAGACCCGCUUUAUGCACUGUUUAAAUUGCAGUGCAUCUUUGUAGAACAUGUCACCCAGCGCUUCCACACCUCCACUGCUUCAUCCCUUCACUCCUGCUUCUCUUCUCUGUAGUGUACUAGGCGCUCUCAGACUGCUCCCUUCAGCUGAAACUCGAACUCUACAGUUCACGUUACUUUAUCCUGUGUAGGUGAAUGAGACUUUACUCCAACCACUGCCAAUAUAAAUUUGAUGAUACUUAUAAUUUGAUUCACUCCAUAGUGUGUACACACCCACAUGAGACUGUAAAGUAGAGGUGGUUGACCAAAGAUAGGGGAAUAAUGUCAGUUAUCAUGUACAUGGGUGGGUUCUUCAUGGAAUAAGUCUGUGGUGACUCCUAAAUCUGCGAAAAUUCUUUAUCUUUUUCUCUUAUCUAGCAGUGUUUGAUAAAGGCCUAUAAAAUAUUUCUGGUAUUUGAAGAGGUAUGUAUUGAAAUCAGAUGAUUGUGGCUUGUUCUGUAGUGUGAAUGUAUGUCUCGUGUGCUUCUUUCAUUUCUGAUUUAUAUGUAUGUAAAUUCUGUGGGUAUAUUUGACUAAAUCUUGAGUCUGCGAGUGUAUGACAUGUCUAAUAGUGAUUGCUGAAUCAUUUUCAAGCGAUCUUUUGACAAUUGUCAAUAGUGCAGGUGCAGUGGAAUAUUGUAUGAAGGCUUGGCAAUGAUUAAUGUCAUGUAUCUGUGUUGCAUUUUUUAGUUGUGACCUUUGAAAACAUUGUCUCUGCUUAACUACAUUGGCCCUCUUUCCAUGUUUUUAUAAAAAUAUCAAUUAAGAAUAAAGAAAUG